ACAGCUGGAGGAGAAGGUGGGCGAGAGCCGGGAGGAGGCGGUGCGUCAGCAGCGCGAGCUGGAGCUGGAGCGGGACCUGGCGGCCGGCGAGAGCGAGCGUCUGUUCACCACCAACCAGCAGCUCAGCACCCAGCUGACUCAGCAGGAGCGUGUUAUGGUCGACAUGACCAAGCGGUACCUGGCUGCCACCACGCCGGCCCGUGCGGCUCUCGAGAAGCGCUCGGCGCCGCCCGACCUCAACGACACGUGCGGUUUUGAAGAGGCUGAGCGUCAGCUGCUGGAGGAGCAGCGGCAGCAGGUGGCGCAGGAGCGGGAGGAUACCGCCGCCGCUGCCGCUUGUGUCGCCACGGAGGAGGCCGCCGCUGCCGCCGGUGCCGCUGGGGAAGAGGUCCUCGGUGCCGCCGUGGAGGAGGUCGCCGGCGCCGCCGCGGAGGAGGCCGCCGCUGCCGCUGCGGAAGAGGUCCUCGGUGCCGCCGCGGAGGAGGUCGCUGCGCCCGGCACCGAGGCGGAAUCGCCGACCUCCCAGCUGGCCGCGCUGCAGGCAGCGAACGCCCGACUGACGGCGGAGCUGCAGUCGGCCGGCGAGCGGCUGACGGCCGAGACGACCCGGGCGUCGGAGGAGCGCGACCAUCUGGCUGCCGAGCUUCGGACGGCCGCCGAGCGCCUGACCGCCGAGACGGCCGGCCAGGCCGAGCUGCGGACAGCGAGCGAGCGAGUCGCGGCCCAGCUUCAGGCGGCAGACGAACAGCUGGCGGCCAAGACGGCUGAGUCGGUCGAGCUGCAGGCGGCCAACGAGCGGCUGACGGCUGAGCUGCGCUCGCUCACUGAGCGUCUCGCCGCCCAGACGGCUGAGGUCGCUGAGCUGCAGGCGGCCAGCGAGCGGCUGGUCACGGCAGAGGCCCACUCAGCCCAGGCGCAGCGCGAGCUGGAGCACCUGCAGCGCGAGUACAAGCGCGCGCUGCACGACAAGAAGGAGGCGGAGGCGGACGCAGCCGUCUGCGAGCGGGAGAUGAAGCAGAUGCGCGCGCAGCUGCAGCAGGGCCACCAGAGCGACGUCCAGCUGGUGGAGGUGCUGCAGGCGCGCGUGGCAGCGCUCACGCGCGAGGACGAGGCGUUCGGCAUCCUGAAGGCCGAACUGGAGGCUAAGAAGGAGGAGCUCAGACAAUGCAAUGUGACCGACCUCCGAGCCAGCUAG
This is a messenger RNA of Pollicipes pollicipes, 1195 nucleotides long. Its product is annotated as putative abhydrolase domain-containing protein DDB_G0269086. The record is from RefSeq and is a predicted model, not a curated record. The transcript is spliced from 7 exons. The coding region runs from base 155 to 1195 and encodes 346 amino acids. Lineage: Eukaryota; Metazoa; Arthropoda; Thecostraca; Pollicipedomorpha; Pollicipedidae.